CCUGCGCUCCCCGCAGCCGGAGCCGGAGCCGGAGCCCGAGGAAGACCCCUGGUGCCAGGAUCGGCCCCUGAUCUCGCAGGCGCCCCGCUCCGGCCGGCACCAUGGACAGCGAGGCCUUCCAGAGCUCGGGGGACCUGCUGGACCUGAACUUCCAGUCUCUGGCCAUGAAGCACAUGGACCUGAAGCAGAUGGAGCUGGACACGGCCGCGGCCAAGGUGGACGAACUGACCAAGCAGCUGGAGUCGCUGUGGUCAGACUCGCCGACGCCACCUGGCUCUCAGGCUGGCGCCCCCUCUAGGCUGCCCCGGUACAGCUCCAGCGCAGUCCCCGAGCCCUUCGGCAGCCGCGGGUCCCCCCGGAAGGCGACCAGCGACGGCGCGGACACCCUGUUCGGACGCUCCGAGAGCGCCCCGGCUUUGCUCCCCUACAGCUCGCUGCCCCCUAAGGGCCGGCCGUCAUCGCCGCGCACCCCGCUCUACCUGCAGCCGGACGCCUACGGCAGCCUGGACCACGACCUGAUGCUGCGACGGCGGCCUCCCAAAGCCUGGAACGAGUCGGAUCUGGACGUGGCCUACGAGAAGAAACCUUCACACACGGCUAGCUAUGAACGCCUGGACGUCUUCGGGAGGCCCUCCUCACCGGGCCUGCAGCUGUUGCCUUGGAGAGAGAGCAGCCUGGACGGGCUGGGGGCCACCGGCAAGGACAACCUCACCAGCGCCACCUUGCCCCGCAAUUACAAGGUCUCCCCUCUGGCCAAUGACAGGCGUUCUGAUGUGGGCAGCUACCGCCGAUCGCUGGGCUCCGCGGGGCCAUCAGGCACUUUGCCCCGAAGCUGGCAGCCUGUCAGCCGCAUUCCCAUGCCUCUGCCAACCCAGCCCCAGCCCCAGCCCCAGAUGCCCACACAUCCCCAGUCACAACCACAGCCUCAGCCUCAACCCCCUGCCCCAGUGCCCCAGAUUCCCCAACAGACCUGGAGUGAAGGUAUCCCCAAAGCCCCUGCUGAGCUGGAGCCUGAACCAGAGCUGGAGGGGCUGCUGGUACCAGUGCUGGAGGCUGGCGAUGUAGAUGAAGGCACUGUAACUCGGCCCCUCAGCCCCACGCGGCUGCAGCCAGCACUGCCACCCGAGGCACAGUCGGUGCCCGAGCUGGAGGAGGUGGCACGGGUGCUGGCAGAGAUUCCGCGGCCCCUCAAACGCAGGGGUUCCAUGGAACAGAGCCCUGCUGUAGCCCUGCCCCCCACCCAUAAGAAGCAGUACCAGCAGAUCAUCAGCCGCCUCUUCCAUCGCCAUGGUGGGCCUGGGGGGCCCGAGCCCGAGCUGUCCUCCAUCUCUGAGGGAUCGGAGGCCAGGGCAGGACCCCCUGCUCCUGCCCCACCAGCUCCCAUACCACCCCUGGCCCCGCCGCAGAGCAGCCCACCAGAGCAGCUGCAGAGCAUGGAGAUGCGCUCGGUGCUGCGGAAGGCGGGCUCCCCGCGCAAGGCCCGGCGCGCGCGUCUCAACCCGCUGGUGCUGCUGCUGGACGCCGCGCUGACCGGGGAGCUGGACGUGGUGCAGCAGGCGGUGAAGGAGGUGAGCGCUGCGGGGAGGCGCGGCUCCCGCACGCCCCUCCCGCUGGCGGCCCGCGGCCGUUCACACCUGCCUCCCACGCCCAGGACGCCCUUGCACUGUGCGGCGUCGUGCAACGACACGGCCAUCUGCACGGCGCUGGUGCAGCACGGCGCUGCCAUCUUCGCCACCACGCUCAGCGACGGCGCCACUGCCAUCGAGAAAUGCGACCCCUACCGGGAGGGGUACGCGGACUGCGCCACUUACCUGGCAGACGUGGAGCAGAGCAUGGGGCUGAUGCACGGCGGCGUGGUGCACGCGCUCUGGGACUACAGCGCCGAGUUCGGCGACGAGCUGUCCUUCCGCGAGGGCGAGUCGGUGACCGUGCUGCGCAGGGACGGGCCGGAGGAGACGGACUGGUGGUGGGCCGCGCUGCACGGCCAGGAGGGCUACGUGCCCCGCAACUACUUCGGGCUCUUCCCCAGGGUGAAGGCUCAGAGGAGUAAGGUCUAGCUGGAGAGAGGACGUUUGCAAGGGAGACCAGAGGAAGCAGCUUCGCCUUCGCUGCAGACCCCCGGCUCCAUCGCUGCUGCACCGCCCUGUGCUCCAAGCCUGGCAGGGGGGAGCCUCGCCACCAGCUCUCUGCUUCCCUGGAAGCCCAGGGGAGAACCUCAGCCUUAAGUUUAGAAACCUGCCUUAGCUGUGGGAGGUCAUUGUGGGGCUGGGAAUCACUGGGGGCAAGAGAGACCCCCCGUUUGCCAAGUCAGAUCCUGUCCAAAAUGCCCCCCACCUCUACAGCCAGCCCCUUCCCAAGCCCCUCAAAGCAAGUCAAUCCGCCAUCCCAGUGGGAUGGGCCACCUCCAGUGGCUUUACCUGGGAGUCACCUCUGGGGACCAGGGGAGGCACACUGGUCUCUCUACCAGGAUCCCUGCCCCUGCUUUCCCUGACCAAGUGCCUUCGCACAGUGCUGGUUUUAUAACAAAAUGGGGACACUUUCUUUAUAAAUAAAGGUAGUUUGCACAGAUAUUGUCUUCCUUCUCUUUGGGUUCCAUUCCGACUUAAUAAGUGAUUGUCACUGUUAUUUUUGGCAAAGCAGCCUUAAAGUCACCUCUUUCGAAGGGAUGUCCCUCAUGUAAAUUCAAUCUUUCCUCUUUCAAAUACACCUGUUUUUUAUUUUUGGUA
This is a messenger RNA of Miniopterus natalensis, 2726 nucleotides long. The record is from RefSeq and is a predicted model, not a curated record. Lineage: Eukaryota; Metazoa; Chordata; Mammalia; Chiroptera; Miniopteridae.